Messenger RNA from Tribolium madens (black flour beetle), 2836 nucleotides. RefSeq lists its product as uncharacterized. Gene Ontology annotation, biological process: proteolysis. NCBI's taxonomy places the organism in Eukaryota, Metazoa, Arthropoda, Insecta, Coleoptera, Tenebrionidae. The coding region runs from base 406 to 2763 and encodes 785 amino acids. The transcript is spliced from 8 exons. The record is from RefSeq and is a predicted model, not a curated record. Gene Ontology annotation, molecular function: cysteine-type endopeptidase activity.
CAAAUUACAAAAUAUGUAUGAGAUUAAGCUAAUUUUGUUUCAUUUCGGUGAUAUUUCUUCAGAGAAAUUUGGUUUAGUCAGCCGUCAGAAUGACAUUUUAAGGUUAGUUACCGACCGAGCGCUACAAGCCAAAAAAGCACCAAAUUUAAAUCUAAAUCGAUCUAGUAUUCAUUUUUGUAACUUUUUCUACCAAGACUUGUAAAAAUUCAUCGUUUUUUAACUAGAAACAACUCCAAAACACCUCCCACAAUUUGAUUUUGACAGUUAACAGCUGACAUUUGACAUUUUGUGGUUAGUAGGUUUAUAAAACCGACACACCGCAAGGCGGUUUGUUUUAUUAUUAUUUUUUUAAUUUUUGUGUUAGUUUAGUUUCAUUUGCAUAAUCUGUUCUUUACAAUAUACCAAAUGCUGCCGGAACAAAAAGACUUAAUUUACAAACAUUUCCCUCAACUGGUCCAACAAUGUGAUUUAGAGCAGAUUGUGGAAAUUUUGAUCGAGAAAGGUACUCUCAAUCAGGAUUUUUUAGACAAAUUACCUCUCGAGCAAAACAGGGCUCAUAAUAACCGGCAAAUUUUAUUCAAGUUAUUAAAUUUGGAAAAAGUGAACACUUUUACGGGGCUUGUCGAAGGUUUAAGAAAAACGAGAUGUGAUCGUUUGGCUAAUAUUUUGGAAAAUAAGCUAGAGACGAUCAUUCAAAAUAAUAGUUUGCAUCCCUUGGAUGUUAACAUUGAUGUAAAACUUUCGACACAAUUUUAUGACACUGUGGAAUACAACAGGACUGGUUUUUACUCAACUAGGUCAAAAAAUCGUGGUUAUGUACUCAUUAUCAACAAUAUAAAUUUUUCACAAGGACAUGAUGAACGGCAUGGGGCGGAGGCCGACGAACGCAAUCUCCGCAUAUUAUUUGAAAAAAUGGGAAUGACGGUAUUUUCAUACACAGAUCUGAACGCCUACGACAUGUACUUUAAAACACGAGAGUUCUCUGAAAAAUUGCCUUUAACUCAACCAGACAUGGGUAUCGUCAUAAUAAUGAGCCACGGUUUAGUUAUCAAAAAUGAAACUAUGAUAGUUAGUAGCGACAACAAAUACUUGGCUGAAGAAAGCUUUAAAAAAAUUUUCAACAACGAGAAUUGUGCCUUAUUUAGGAAGAAGCCUAAGAUUUUUAUUUAUCACAUCUGCAGAAAUGUUCUUACAGAAUCAGUGACUAAACAAACUUUUACUGAUGCCAUUUUGUCAAAUUCGCUCAGGACAUACAGCGACAUGCUCAUCUGCCAUCCUUCAGUAAAAGGUUUUUCUGCUUACAGAAACAGUAUUAAAGGUUCGUGGUACAUCCAGUUAUUAUGUAAGGUAUUUAUGGAACACGCUCAUGACAUGGACAUUGAAUCUCUACUGAGAAAAGUUGAUGAAGAGUUGGAAGUUGUCUCUUCCAUGCCUUGGGAAACACAGAAUGCAAAUGAAGGAACUCAGCAAACGUCCACGUUUCAAAAUAUCGCAUUUAAAAAAUGUUACCUUCAUCCAGGAUUGUAUGAAGAGGAUGGAAAAAUGAUGAAAUUUUCCCAAAAGAAAACCAAAAUGCUGCCCGAACAUGAAAGUCUGAUUUACAAACAUUUCCCCGAUUUAGUGAGGGACUGUGAUUUAGAACGAAUCAUGCGAAAUCUUUCUUAUAAUGAACCUAUAAUUGCCAAAAUGAUGGAUAAUGUUAAAAUUGAGGAGGACCGCCGUCACAACAAUCGCUGCAUUCUUUUCCAACUUGUGAAAACUAAAUCUACCACAGUUUUCUCUAAAUUAGUUGAGACCUUACGCAAAAGUAAUUACCACGAAUUGGCAGACAAACUUGAAGAUAAACCUCCAACUCGACUUUACAUAGGCACAACUGCUUGCAAUAGACCACCUGAUAGUCAUUUGGAAAAGUUGAAAAUUGAAGUAAAAUACGCAACGAGAUUCUGUGAUACUGACGAUUUUUCUUACAAAACUAGGUCAAAAAAUCGAGGUCAAGUUUUGAUAAUUAAUAAUAUGGUUUUUGAAACUGAGCGACACAUAACGAGACGAGGAGCUGAAGUGGAUGAAGAAAAUUUGAAAGAAUUAUUCGAAAAAAUAGGAUUUUACGUGGAUUUGUACCGGAAUUUGAGUCGAGAUGAGAUUAAAACUGUCGUUAAAAAAUUUUCGGAGAAAGAAUAUAAAGAAGCCCCUGACAUGGCAUUUGUGAUAAUAAUGAGCCAUGGCGAAAAAAUCGACAACAAAACGGUCAUAAUUGGAAGCGAUGGUCAAGCAGUGGAGGAAGAAUGGAUCAUCACGCAGUUCAAUAACCAAUCUUGCACACUUUUUCGCAACAAGCCGAAAAUCCUAAUUUUCAAUAUCUGUCGAGGCGAUUUAGUUGAUAAUUUGGUCCACUUUGCGCAACAGACCCAAAGCGAUUCAGCGUGUACUAAAAAGGGGGAAGUUGGCGAUGACGAUCAGCGAUAUUACAGCGAUUUGAUGAUUUGUCACCCUUCAGUUGAGGGUUUUCAGGCGCACAGAGACAUUGUGAGAGGCUGUUGGUACAUCGAAUUGAUCUGUACAACUUUCAUGGAGAAUUCCUAUCAAGUCGAUGUUGAAACAAUGAUGAAAAUGGUCGAGAGAGGGCUGAAAAAACGAAUAUCGGAAAAGUUGACGCGACAAACGUCCACUUUUCUUAAUAUAGCUUUCAAAACCUGUUACUUGAAUCCGGGGAUUUACGAAAAGGAUGGCCACAUUGCUCUAUUUGAGCAGUCGCAGUCAGUUUGACGUGAUCAUAUUAAUAAUUAAGUUAUGCAAUAUUUUACAAUGAUUUUAUUAAAAUAAUUUAAAGUAUUUUGUA